Psammomys obesus (fat sand rat) is the source of this 1426-nucleotide messenger RNA. It is a transcript of the gene Commd8, whose product is annotated as COMM domain containing 8. The transcript is spliced from 5 exons. The coding region runs from base 50 to 601 and encodes 183 amino acids. Lineage: Eukaryota; Metazoa; Chordata; Mammalia; Rodentia; Muridae. The record is from RefSeq and is a predicted model, not a curated record.
CGGUGUAGACCCAGGCCUAUCACGUGACGGGCAUCUGCGCGUCUCCGGGAUGGAGCCGGAAGAGGGGACGCCGCUUUGGCGGCUGCAGAAACUGCCUCCGGAGCAGGGCGCCCGGCUUCUUCACAAAGUAAUCGAUGGCAUCUGUGGCCGAGCUUAUCCUGUCCACCAGGAUUAUCAUGGUGUUUGGAACGAAGCCGAGUGGAAGCAUGUUCUAGAAGAUGUUACCAUGUUUUUCAAAGCUGUAGUUGGCAAAAAUUUUUCCGAUGAAGAGACACUCCAGCAGUUGAACCAGCUGAACUCAUCUCAUCAAGAAGCUGUUAUGAAAUGCUUGAAGAGUAGGAAAAAUGAGAUCAAGCAGGCCCUGUUAGGAGAAAUAGUUGAGAUCUCUUGUGCGCAGCUGCAGGAUUUUGAUUGGCAGUUAAAGCUCGCACUUUCCAGUGACAAGAUCGCCACAUUGCAGAUGCCGCUUUUAAACCUUCAUCUGGAUGUGAAGGAAAACGGUGUCAUGAAACCAUACUCUGUUGAAAUGAGUAAAGAGGAGUUACAGAAUCUAAUCAGCUCCUUGGAGGCAGCUAAUAAGGUGGUCCUGCAGUUAAAAUAACUGGAAAUGGUGACCACCAACACCAGCAGAUUUCAAGGCUGCUUCGUGGCAGAGUGAAUGCUGUAUUCAGAGGUAGAUGCUACAGCAGCCUGGCCCAGCAGCAUGCAGAGAUUAUAAAGAUGAAAAUCUGCCCGCAACCCUAAAGAACAGGAAAUUGUAAAGCUGAUGGGAAAUGCAUAAAAUGAAAGAUGAGAAAGCUGAAGUUGCAGUUUGAGUUUUCACAAUGAUUGUUUUGUCUCGUUUAUUAAAUAUUUGGGAAAUCUUUGGUAGAUAACGUUUUUAUAUUGAAAGAUAAAAAUAAAUUCUGAAGUAAUAGAAACACACAAGCACAGACCUACUAGACUGUUGCUUAAAUGUGAAUAGCAAGACAUGUUUUAUGAGUAUAUAAUUUGCAAUAUUUGAAAAUAAUAUUUAAAGCAUAUGGAAGUGGCAUAUGUAACUCAGGAGGUUCCAUGUUUCAAAGGAAAGAGUUUUAAGUGGUAAAGUUUUAGGGAAAAUUCUGUUAUCAGACACAAACAGACAUUUAAAAUUUGUGUGAAUAAUUUGAAUAAUUUAUAAAAUUCAUAAGAAUUUUAUAAGUUAAAACAUAAACAUAAAAAAAAACGAAAAUAACGUUGUUAUUCUGUACAUCGUCACUUCCUUGGGAGACUGUGCUCUAAGAAAAUGUGGUCUAAGAAAUGUCAGUGAUGGUGUGUUGUACAUAUUGUUCCUCAUAUAUAAGUUUGUUUUUUGUAUGUAACAAAUUAGUUGUAAUACAAACCUCUUUUUACCUCAACUAACUUUAAAAAUAAGCAUUCUGAGCAAAUAAAAGUAUCUUUACAUGUC